AUGCCAGAGAUAAUUUUCCAGAUUCCAGGGUUGUGCUUGGUCUUCCUGUCUUGCUGUGGAGCAUUGGGGCCAGAUGAUAGGGUUAACCUAACUCGUGAGGAAUGGAAGGAAAGACUAACUGAGGAGCAAUACAGGGUGACCAGGCUAAGAGGAACAGAACGUUCAUUCACAAGUGAGCUUUUAGACGUACAUGAGGAUGGCACCUACAAGUGUGUUUGCUGUGAUCUAGAAUUGUUCGGCUCUGAAACAAAGUUCAAUAGUGGAACUGGAUGGCCAUCCUUCUAUGAAUCCCUCAAAUGUCCUAUAGAUGGCAGUGAUAACGUAGAGCUGAUAAAGCAUAUGCAUUUUGGCAGAACCAAUAUUGAAACUCGAUGUAGAAGGUGUGGUGCUCACCUUGGGCACAGGUUCGAUGAUGGUCCCCCACCAACAGGACACAGAUACUGUAUCAAUGGUGUUGCUCUGACAUUUGAGGCCAGUCCCAAAACUGACACUGAACAAGAAAUUGAAGACAAUUAAGACACUAAUGAUUAAAUGAUAAAAUAUAUCUUUUGACAUUUAGUGUAAUGGUGAAAUAUAAUAAAGUGUGAAAUAUAUAUAAAUGGAAGAUGUUAUUGGCUGUUCAAAUAAUAAUCUUUUUGUACAAUAUCAAUCGACCAAUGCAAAUGAAGUCUCAAAAUAGUAUGGCGGACAAUAGGCUUCUGAAUGUGUGAU
Owenia fusiformis is the source of this 711-nucleotide messenger RNA. NCBI's taxonomy places the organism in Eukaryota, Metazoa, Annelida, Polychaeta, Sabellida, Oweniidae. The record is from the annotation of a GenBank genome assembly.